AAGUCUGGCAACCACAACUAUCACUAACAUACAUACAUCGUGUGUGCGUCUGGAUUUUGCUGUAUUUUUUAUUUAAGAAUGAAUUAUUAACUAACCAUUAAUAAAUUAUUAUUAAAUAAAAAACAGUUAAAACCGCAAUUCAAGCAUACACACCGAAUCCUCCCGAAAACCGUGCAAAACAAGAACACCAUGGAACAGGAGAACUUCCACGCCUCCAGCUUGUCGCAGCAGCUACAGAACCUUCACAUCCAGCAGCAGGCGCCCCCCAAUCCUGUCCAGACGGGAUUUGCUCCACGGCGGCACUAUGAUAACCUUGGUGGCCUCGGCAAUGGCAAUGCCGUCAGUGGUAGUCCGGUCAAGGGUGCUCCGCUGGGACAGCGCCAUGUGAAGCUCAAGAAGGAGAAGGUACCCGCCCAGGUUUCGCAGCUGUCUCAGCCAGGUCAGCUGCAGCUGUCGGAUGUUGGUGAUACCGCCUUGGCUGGCGGAUCGGGCUUACAAGGUGGAGUCGGCCUUAUGGGCGGAAUAUUGCCCAGCGACGAGGCCUUAAAGUUCGUCAGCGAGACGGAUGCCAAUGGACUUGCCAUGAAGACGCCCGUCAGCAUUUUGCAAGAGCUGCUAAGCCGACGGGGAAUCACUCCCGGAUAUGAACUUGUCCAGAUCGAAGGCGCCAUACAUGAGCCGACCUUCCGGUUUCGCGUAUCCUUUAAGGACAAGGAUACGCCCUUUACGGCCAUGGGUGCAGGACGCUCGAAGAAGGAGGCCAAGCAUGCGGCGGCCCGUGCGCUCAUCGACAAGCUGAUCGGCGCGCAGCUGCCGGAAUCGCCUAGCAGCUCCGCUGGUCCGUCGGUGACUGGGCUCACGGUCGCCGGAGACGGCAACGCGAAUACCACGGGCGGAGGAGAUGGCGGGGAGAAGACCGUAGGUAAUCCGAUAGGCUGGCUGCAGGAGAUGUGCAUGCAACGGCGAUGGCCCCCACCGUCGUAUGAAACGGAGACGGAAGUGGGUCUGCCCCACGAGCGGCUGUUUACGAUUGCUUGCUCGAUACUCAACUACCGCGAGAUGGGCAAGGGCAAGAGCAAGAAGAUAGCCAAGCGCUUGGCCGCCCACCGCAUGUGGGUGCGGCUGCAAGAGACGCCCAUCGAUUCGGGCAAAAUCAGCGACAGCAUCUGCGGCGAGUUGGAGGGCGAACCCCGCAGUAGUGAAAAUUAUUAUGGUGAAUUGAAAGAUAUCUCUGUGCCGACACUGACCACGCAGCACAGUAACAAAGUAUCUCAGUUCCAUAAGACCCUCAAAAAUGCAACGGGCAAAAAACUGCUUAAGUUACAGAAGACUUGCUUGAAGAACAACAAGAUCGAUUACAUCAAGCUGCUGGGCGAAAUCGCCACGGAGAACCAGUUCGAGGUGACCUACGUGGACAUAGAGGAGAAGACCUUCUCUGGCCAGUUCCAGUGCCUGGUUCAGCUGUCCACGCUGCCCGUUGGCGUUUGCCACGGCAGCGGAGCAACAGCCGCCGAUGCCCAGCGGCAUGCCGCCCAGAAUGCCCUCGAGUACUUGAAGAUCAUGACCAAGAAGUAGGGGGUGCAGCCAACAGCAUAGCAAAAUCUGAACGCACACCACGACCACGAGUAUUUGAUGCGAGCGAUUACAGAGCGGAUACGGGAUAACAAACGCCACCAGUAGUCUAGUUGCUUUUCUUUCCAGUGUUUGGCUCAAUCCAGUGGCGAUGUUAUAUAUAUUUUGUUUCUUUUCCACCGAUUCCUUUGAUUAGGCAGUUGUAUUUGUUAACUAUAUAUGUAAAUGUUCAUAUAUGUACUACACCUACCAAUCAAUGUAUGUACACUUGCAUAUACAGACAAGUGUGUAAUCUAUAUUGGAAUCUUCUAGUCGCUUUCAAAUUCUGAAAAACGUAAAACGGCAUAUAAAAACAGGAUUAAUCCAAUGAAUCUAGCUAACUAGGUUAAGGUAGACUGCGUGCUGGUUUGCGGAGGUAAAAAGGCUUAUGAAUAUAAUCGGUAUUUGGUAAUCGCUA
This is a messenger RNA of Drosophila mauritiana, 2029 nucleotides long. It is a transcript of the gene loqs, whose product is annotated as interferon-inducible double-stranded RNA-dependent protein kinase activator A homolog. Lineage: Eukaryota; Metazoa; Arthropoda; Insecta; Diptera; Drosophilidae. The transcript has 5 exons. The record is from RefSeq and is a predicted model, not a curated record. Bases 190 to 1575 code for a protein of 461 amino acids.